Molecule: messenger RNA, 724 nt
Organism: Tetranychus urticae (two-spotted spider mite)
Lineage: Eukaryota; Metazoa; Arthropoda; Arachnida; Trombidiformes; Tetranychidae
Source: RefSeq, a predicted model, not a curated record
UUAGUUUUGUUUCAUUUGUUUAGCAACAAUAUAACCUAAAUUAUGAUAUUAGCCUGUCAAUAAUUUGUAUUUAUGGGCAAGUACAUAAAGUAUAUAAAGUCUGGUGGAUUGGGUUAACUGGUACAAGUUAAUUUCAAUCGUACAAGAGUUGUCAUAAUAUUUCAAUUUUUCCCUAAAAUUUACACUUCAAUUCCAACAUUGAUCAUGAUUCGCCAAAGUCUUACACUUAUCUUAGUGCUGUCUUUAAUUUCAUUUAUUCACAGCCAACCGAGUCCUGCAGAAACAUUUAACCGUAUGUGUGAAACCUCGCUGAAAGCAAUAAAAGCUGGAACUUUUGAGAAGAGUAUCAAAGAGAGGCAAGAAUGCAGGGAGAAAGCCGUACCAAAAGACGUACUCGCUGCAGCGGCUAAAUGUGAAGAAGCUAUGCCAAUGGUGACCAUUGAUCAAGUAAACAAAGUGUGCAACGCCAAGGAUGCUAAUCUAGCUAAAUUUACUGAGGUUCUUGGAUGUUUUGAUAAAGCGAUCGGCGGGGAAUACGCCGAUAAGUUUUCGGAUUGCUGCAAGUUCAUGGAUCCAGAAAAUGCUGCAAAGCGUUCCAAGUGAUUCAGAGAAAGUCAAACUAAAUGAUGCAUGAUUUGUUGGAUUUCUUUCUUCUAACAUUACAACUUGAAAAAUAUGUAACACAGUUUUAUGAUUUGAUAAAUAAACAGUUCAUAGCGAAAAA